Messenger RNA from Fonsecaea multimorphosa CBS 102226, 6444 nucleotides. RefSeq lists its product as uncharacterized. Bases 1 to 6444 code for a protein of 2147 amino acids. The transcript has 2 exons. Gene Ontology annotation, cellular component: Cul8-RING ubiquitin ligase complex; nucleus. Lineage: Eukaryota; Fungi; Ascomycota; Eurotiomycetes; Chaetothyriales; Herpotrichiellaceae. Gene Ontology annotation, biological process: double-strand break repair via homologous recombination; replication fork processing. The record is from RefSeq and is a predicted model, not a curated record.
AUGGCAAAUUGGAGGGAGUGUGGCUACGUGCCAGACUCUGACGACGAUGAAGAGGAAGACAGCAGAAAUGACGGUCUCAAUAUCGACCAUGCGAAUGGGACAACUUUCGACACGGCGCUAGCCAACGUGCAGGCUGUGAAAGAUGGCGACACUCUCUCUGGUGGUGACAGAAGUCCAACGAAGCAAAGCAAUAACGUCUCUGACGAGCAUGAUGCCUCUCAUCACCCCCGGCCGAAUCACAAAGCCAAGUUGCUGCAUGCUGGUGCUCAAAUUAGCCACCCAAGAUUGUCGCAGACCUCUAACGCCCAUUUGAAUUCAACUGCUGCGAAGCUCGAAGCUGAAAUCAAGAAAGGUCUGCAGGCGGUACAAGAUGUCCUUGGGUCGGUGGUCCCAGAUUUCGACAGUGACAGUGACAGCCCUCUUUCUUCGGUUCCAACAUCGGUGCAUACUUCACCCCAGAAAAAUCAGUCAGGGUUACCACGACCAGCCGGUCUUCCCGAGCUGGUGGUCCCUCAGAUAUGUGCCAACGACAGAUUGUCGCUGGACCCAUUUGCCGACGACGCUUCGCGGAGACGGUCCUUCCGACCUCGUGCUCCAAUCCAGCUCCAUCCAUACGCAAUUGAGGAUGCAAGGUAUAGACAAACUUGGAGAGCCAGGGGCUUGCACCCUGUCCGCGCUCCAGACUUGCCUUCAAACCUGGGAGAAUGCACCAAGGACGAUUCUCAAGAGACCACAGCAUAUGAGAGCAGUCAGGUGGACAAUUCUGAAGGUCAAGUUCCACAACCAAGUCCUGCCUCUGUCGGGUAUGGUGAUUCCGAGGAACCUGGAAAUGACGAAUCACAAAGCCCAAUACGUGGAACGCGCUCCCGUGUAUCUCCUGUGGCAGAUUCCGACGAGGAUCUCCCAGAUUUGUCAGAUAUCUUCAAAAACAGACCUCCGACCUCACAAAUACCGAGGCUGAAAAGGCGAAAGCGUGUGUCAGUACCACAAACACGAACGGGAGCUGGCGGAUUUCGCGUCUAUGAGCUUCCUGACGAGGGCCAAGCUCUCAGAAAGGCAUCCAAAGACGAUGGUGCGAGUUCCACUAUUCCACUUUCCCCGCCUCGAUCUGGUGAUGGACUGUCUUCGCAAACCGGUGAGGCGGACAAUAAUCCGGCGGCACCAAUCGAAAAUGGUACACCAGUCGUGCUCCCAACUCCAGUGUUGUCCUCAGAUAAGCAGACUUCGAAGAGGACUUUCAGCGAAUUCCUCGAUUUUUCUGAUUCAGAGUCUGAUGUCAUCAGUAUUAGUGAUGGACCUCCUGAAGUAGAGGAGCCUUUGUAUGAGAGGUUUCAGGCUGUCCGACUAAUGCGGCGCAAGAUCAAAGGAGUUUUACCGGCAUCCUGGCUCAAGCUGGAUAUGAAGCAGCAACGGAGGGACAACCCUGCUGCCAGAAAUCAAGCUCAAUCUUCUAUCAACAGGGCUUUGGAGAGAGGGAUAGCGCAACACAUCUCAACAUCUGGGGGUCGAGCCAGAGAUAGGAUUUUGAACGUUGAGGUCGCUGAUCUAGAGGCUUCGUCAGAGAGCGAGUCCAUUGCCUCGGCCGACGAUGGGAUGGAGGGGAUUGAGUACCAGGAACCGAGUCCCUUCGAGGAGGAUGCUGUUGAAGACGAUGCCAUCGAUGCGAUGCUGGCUCCCCAACGGAGAAGAUUAUACACCGGAGGAAGACAGCAGCGAUCGAAAGGUAAGAGGCCCAGGAAGAAUACCUUUGAAGUCCACAAGACCCUUCCUGGCCAAGGACCCUCCUUUCGACGUCCAAGAACAGCUGUUGCCUCCUUGUCAGACAGUGGGGCGCGGCCGCGCAAGAAGAUCAAACGCAAGCACAGGAGGCCACAGAUGACGAUCUUGGAUGCUCCAGGUUUCAGGGACGAAGGCGUGCCACGCUUUCUGAGGAUCGCAUUGAGACGAACUGUGCAUCAAAGAUCAGCACGGGAACAAGACCCCUCAAAGAAGGUGUUCAAGUUGGCAACAAUGAGAGAUACGGAGGAUGUGAAUGGAGUUGUAAGGAGUUGGCGACGUGAUCACGGUCAGGCACAUCGUUCUGUCAAACCCAACGACACCAUAAUGGCUCAGCCGCCCAAUUUGGUCGACAUGAUGGUUGGAAUUUCUGCCGCUCCAACACGAAUUUCUCACGACGACAUUCACUUUUCGGAGGCGUAUCUCAAUUCAUUGAAGCGAGGCACCAACACAACCCUCGAGCGCAUUCGCAAUCACCAAAUUCAAAGCAAUGGAUUAAGAGACGAAUCAAUUGGUCUCUUUACUGAUCGUCCUUCUGCAAUUCUCGACUAUUUCAAACCUCGAGCUUCGCGUCGUCCUCGUCUCAACUCGCCUCAAAAAUUCCCAAUCUCCGACCACAACAACCACAAUCUCGAAGCACCAGCUCUUGAACCCUCCAAACCUUUCGCAGUCCAAAAGCGCGUGCCUCAGAAAGCACGAUCCAGACAACAGCGGCUUCGUCAGAACCUCUCACAUAGAGCAUCUACAAAACCUUCAGUGCAGGCGGCUUUCCCAAUGUCUCGACCUGCAGAGAAGCAACGUCCCGUCUCGCUCGGCACGCGUAACGCCAAUAAUCCCGACCAGCAUAAUGUCCUGUGCCUUCAGAGUCUGAGACUGGAAGAUGACAACGACGCUAUCUUCUGUGCGAUGCAGUAUCCUCCAGGAUCAAGCUCGUUGCCGAUUAGUCCAACGCUACCUUACUCUACACCUGUCCGCGUUCGUCUCCUAGACGCGACAAAGUCCUCUAUGGAUGAUACCACUCAUCUAUUCCAACCAGGAGAUUCCUACAAUUCUAUCACUACUGCUGAAUUUGAACGCACUCUCAGUGAUACUGCUGGUUGGUCCGCAGAAGUAGAAGGCAUCAUUCGAGCUGCUUUUAAGAAAAUCUUCGAGAUCACCUGUGGCGACGCAGCCACGCCUGGCACCACACCAGAAGAAAGAACACGUCUCUUGAGUCAGGCCGCAGACUCGGUCGACACCAUCAUCACUUAUGUUAAUGAGAGCAUCUCAUUUUCGAAUAAUCAAGAGCUGGAAGCCUUCAUCCGGUUGACAUCAGAGUCAAUGGAAAAUCUAUGGCAGGGCAUCGGUAUAUGCGAAAGCGCCACGACCGAACCUCGGGUCUCCCAGACAUUGAAGGUGCUCAAUGGUUGCCUCCUUUUGGGAUAUCAAAAUCAUCGACUUGCUACAGCCACAGGUUUCCCUGAAAAGAUUCGUGCCAAGAGCUUAAAGAUUUGGCAGAACAUUGCCAGCCUUGCUUGGGAGCUUGCUUUCCGGAAACAUAACAUCGCUCGACUCUUCGGCAACAUUGCCGCUCAAUUUGGAAGUGACUCUGUAUCAGAUGGACAUCGAAUCAUUCUCACAACGGAAAUGGAGACCAUCUUCCUCAUACACAACCUUGGUCCUCAUCAAGACUGGAGCGUCUACAUGCAAACAAUCUUCUCCAGCCAUGGCAAGCCAGGAAUGCUCUUUGAGUCUCAGGCCGAGUCACUCGCUUAUACGGUCAUCGUACUGGGCUGUAUCCUUUCCAUCGCAGGACCAGACGGGCUCACGGAACAUGUCGACACUAACUGCGCGAGUUCUCUUGGAUCCUCUCUUCUUCGUCUACUUCCGAAUCAAAUGUCCGAGUUCCUCAAGUUUUUUGUCGAGAAGAAGGCCUCUUGCACCACUCAGUCUGAAAUUCAGGCGCGACAAGUGAGAAAGCUGGAGCAGUUCGGCCUGGUCAUGUUUCAAUGGUGCUUCGUUCUCGUACGAAAUCUCAAAACCGACAUCGCCGACAAUCUGCUAAAACAGAUGUUCAAAUAUUACUCGGACAAGACAAACAACAUGCUUGAACUCUUUACGUCCAAGAAUACCAAUGGAACGCCCGCAUUCCUCGAAUGUCUACAGCGUGCUGAGCAACUGAAACUGGAAGACACAGACACAGACUUCGACAUUUUCCUGAAGCUCACAGCGAUAACCUUGGCCGCUCAACCUCGACCAGACUCCGAGAUUGAAGAACAUAUUCGGAAACUGGCCCUCCGUAAACGCUCUCUCUUGUUCAUCUUAUUACCCAACAAGGGCCGCGACACUUUCGAUGACAAUGCAGUGCCUGUCAACGAAGACGACCCACUUCCAGACCUUGAUCUGACUGCAAUAUCAAACCGAUACACUCUGUUUUCGACUCUGUAUCACUACGCACCUGUCGGCUUCAAACCAGAGAUAUCGCAGAUUCAGGGCUAUAUCGACUUUCCUACGGCUCAUGAUGCAGUACGCCAGGUGAUUCUACGAUGUUGGGAAAACAUGUCCAAGUCAACUCUCUCCCGGCCGGCAGGUCGUGCGGAGCUUCUAGAACUCGGUGAAUGGCUCCUGGCUAUGUUCUUUUCCAUGUGCACUAAGCUUUCGCAAAUCCCAAAGAUUAACAAUGGCAUGCACGAGGCCGAGAGGCGUGUACACCAAGCGAAUCGAAGAACUACGGUGGACCGUGUCUUACACAUCGCUGAGCGAUAUGCUACGGCAAUCGAUCUCUGCACCAGCCAAGACCAGGUUUCAUACCUUCUGACCGGUGAAGAAAUAAACGCGCUGAUGACUUCCUGCUAUGAUGACCAACGCCUAGGCGAUGUUGUGGUGAGCGGCAUCUUUGACAUUUUCACAUCAUAUGUCAAGAAAGGCCUUGGCAAUGUCAAAGAUGAAAUCCUGUCCUUCCGACGAGGUAUUAGUGGUGUUCUUGUGGACCAACUCAACCGUACUGAUUCCAUCGACGAUAUCCUGUUGAUGUCCUUAACCGAAACCUGGUAUGCGAUCGCAAAGUUGUUGGUGGAAGGUGGCCAUAACCACUGGGACGAGUUUCUGAAUACUUGGUCUCUGUUUUCCUUCCCACAAAUUGCCGACACUGAAAUCGGAAGGCAAUGCCAGGUGUUGUUGCUGAGCAAGAUCGCGACAGAUAGGACCGUCGUCCUGGCCGAUCCUUAUCCGUUCAUCCAUAACUGGCUGUGGUCAAUUCUGAAGCCGGAAGCGAAGAUCAGGUUCGAACACUAUUUGACGAACCAGCUCAUGGAAACUAUACCAGAUGAGUUCGGUCUUGACGACUUGCGCCGAAACAUUUCGAACGGAACCGCCAGGUACUUCCUCGACAGGUCUGAUAUCACCAAACAUCGUCUCUCAAUCGUCCACCAUAUCAUACGCUAUGCAUACAGCGUCCAAGAUGUUACUGAUCCAUCUUCUAAUGGAAAGCUCACGAAAUAUCAAUGGGACCAUUUGAUGACCAUGAUUUCAAGAGCCAUGAAGCAAACAUGGGAGCAGUUGGACGGAGGAGCAAGACCUGAGUGGACCACGUUCAUGCAGAAAGUGAUAUUCCGACUCGGCAUGUACAAAGGCCCAGGCUUCGAAAUCGACCCAUGGUUCGUUGAUCUGAAUCAAGAGGGAUUCGAGGACAAGGUCUUCCAUCUUGAGCGCCUCUUCAUUCGUCUGCCGGGUGAGGAAAGACCUGCCCGUUACGAUAGGCAGUACUUGAUCAAGGCUUUCCGUACAGCAUGCGAAAUGGCCUGGGCUAGCGACAAAGAAGAGCAAUUCUUCCAACAUCUGGUUGCGAUAUUCGCUGCUCACGAUUCAGGCUACAUUGAGAAUGAUGGCAGCUUCUUGCUCGACAUUCCAGAACAAUUGGACUUCAUGAAGGCAAUCUUCCCGGCAUACAUUGAGCGAGCAUUCAGCGAGCACCUGCCCACGAUACUUUUGGCGGUCCCCAUCCUGAACGCAGCCGCACAAAUCCUCACAGGUCUAGAAAUGCGUGUUGACCUCGAUAAUCAAUCGCAUAUGGAAUCUUUCGCAGAGCUCAUUGUCACCUUGAUGGGAGCAGCAGUUACAGCAAUGCAGUACAACGGCUGCGAGCCUCUGUACGAAUAUGGCUGGGAAAUCGAGACAGUCGCUUGUCUUGGCCGUCUCUGCUUCCUCGGUUGUGGCCGCUGGGCCCACCUCCAUCGUCUCUUUCCCUCCUCUGGCAUCAUCCUCGCCUUACAGCCAUACGUGCAAGCGUAUGCAUAUUACGCCUACGAGUGGAUCUGCUCUGCUCUGGCGCUGGAGGAGGGUGCCCGGCCUUCGGACCCAGAGAUCUGGGCGAAAUGGCUAAAGAGCCCGGAGAGAGCGGCAGAGGACUUCGGCUUCGCGCUGCCAGAAAUGGCGCUCCCAGAGCAUAUCAAUGCUCUCAAGGCUUUUGCGGUCGACGACCUCGAGUCGUCUGGGCGACGCGACUGGACCCAAACCGAGUUUGGGAGCUGGGGCCCCGUCUGGGAGUUUACGCGCCCCGGAUUGGGGUUAGCGACGAGGGAGCCGCGGGUAGCGGUCCAAGACGACUUCAUGGUGAAUGAAGUUCGUGGGGUGUUGGCGGAGUUGGUGCGGGCGUUGACCCUCUUGGGGGUCAUGGAAGAGCCUUUGUGA